ACCAGCCGCUGAAUUCAUCACCCGGCCAUGCCGCGGAGCAGCUGCUCGGCAUCAGCCCAAAGGGCUCCCGGCUGCUGCUCCCUCUCUUUUCCGGGAGCACCGAGGGAUGAGGAGCCUUCUCUGGGCACAAGAACUUUUUGUUUUUUCCCUUUUUUUUUCGCUGCGUGACCCUUUUUAAAGCAUCACAGCAGAAAAGCAGCUCCCCGGGGAUAUUUUUCCUGACUUUGUGCCCUUCCCCGAGCCUCUCUCUCUCCGUUUCCCAGGCCAACAGAGCCGGCCCUGGGCUGCACCUUUCCCUGGAGCCCAGCCCAUCCCAAACAUUCGGCUCCUCCGGAAGCCUCCUGCCAGCUCUGCCCGCUCAAAGUCACCUUGUCCCAGCCCGGCCUCUCCCGGCAAAUCAUUAAUCGGCUCCUCGGCAUUCCCGCAUGGAAAAAUGCCCCAGCGGGUGCCCUCGGCCUGGCACUCGGACAUGCCCCUGCCCGGGAAGCUGCUCCUGUCGGCGGCCGCGCUGCUGCUCCUGUCCCUGGCCUUCAGGUUUUACAGGAACCGCUCGCCUCCCCCGGGAAAAAUCCCGCCGGGAGAGCAGCGGGAAAACCGGGAUGGGGAUGGGGCUCUGAGGAGGAGGAGGAGGGAUGGGGGGGACAAAUCUGGGAAUGGGCCCGGGAUGCGGCACGCGGCUCUCCGGGGGGAGCAGAGCUUUCCAAGGAGUGAGGAGGAGGAGGAGGAAGGAGAGGAGGUGGGUUUGGAGCUGGGGCUGAUUCCCAGGGAAGCCCCGCUGGGUCCGGAAAGGAUGGAAAGGGAGUUGGGAAGGAAAUUGGGAAGGAAGUUGGGAAUUAAAUCAGAAAGCGAAGCAGGGGUUGAGCUGGGGAGGGAUCCCGGGAGCAGGACGGGAGAGCUGGGAAGUGAGCUGGGAAAAGAGCCGGGAAGUCAGCCUAGAAGCAAAUUGGGAAUCAAGCCGGGAAAUAAUCCAGGAAGUGAGCCAAGAAGUAAAUUGAUAACGAAGCCAGGAAAUGAGUUGGGAAGUGCGCAGGCAAAAGAGCUGGGAAAUAAAUUGGGAAUUAAGUCAGGAAUCGAGCUGGGAAAUGAGCAGGGAAGAGAACCAGAAAGGAAACUGGGAAACAACGCAGGAACUGAAGUGGGAAGCGAGCCGGGAAUUUUGCUGGGAAGUGAUCUUGGAAGCAAGGCAGGAGUCGAGGCGGGAAGCGAGCCGGGAAUUUUGCUGGGAAGCGAGCCGGGCUCUCACGCCCCCGGGGCCGGGGCCGCAGCCCGGAGCAGCCCCGCGGGGACGGACGCAGCUGCACCGAGCUCCGGGCGCUCCCCAGGGACUGGCGAUGCCCGGACAGAGGGGGACGGAUGUGCCCAGAGCACGGAGCAGGGCCCGGCUGGAGCCGGGAGGAGCAGGGAGGGCAGCCCGGGGACAGUCCGGACCCUCAGCGUCACCUCCAGCCUGGGGCUGCUGCUGACGGCCAGCGAGGCCGGCUCGGACACCUCCUACUGCUUCUCUUCGGUGGCCAAGAUCCAGGUGGAGGAGAGCUUCAUCCCGAAGCGCCGGGACAAGGACAAGGACAAGGACAGCCCGCCUAGGCCUGGCCUGCGGGGCAAAGUCUACGACUACUUCGUGCAGUCCACCUCCGAGGCGGUGUCCAGAAGGACGUCCCUGCCCUUCGUCCCUGCGAGGACAUCCUGCUCCAGAACCCAGGGGGAGAACCCGGCUCUGGAAAUUCCUGAUCCCGACACCUCCUCAGUGCCGCAGGAGGGCAGGGAGAACCCUCCAGAGCCACCUUCUCCCGGCUGGAAAGGGAUCACCCCCCAGCUCCCGCUGCCCGGCGAAGUUCCAUCACCAUCCCAGGUGUUGCAGCCCAGCCAGGUACACCUGGGGAACUGCUCUGAGGUCCUGCACGUGGCCAAAGCGCGGCAGCUGCGGGCGCUGCGGGACGCGGCGCUGCAGGUGAUGAGCACCCACCUCCUGCAGGUGCUGCGCUCCCCGGCCAUCUACAACCACCUCAACGCCGGCGAGCGGGAGCUGCUCCCGGCGCUCCGCAGCCGCGGGCGGCCGCGCCUGGUGGUGGCCGAUGUCCCCCCGGCCCAGCCUGGCCACCGCCGCGGCCGCCUCUGCUACUACGACGAGGAGGCGGAUUGCUGGUGCCAGCUGUGCCAGCUGCCGGCCGAGGUGUCCGGGCGGGGCUGUGCCGUGUGCUCCAUGUUCAAUUACCUGUUUGUGGCGCCCGGCUGGGAGGGCGCGGGCCGGGCGCGGAGCCCCUCUCGCCGCGUGCUGUGCUACGACCCCCUGGGUGACAGCUGGAGUGACAUCUGUCCCCUGCGCCAGGCGCGGCCGCACUGCCAGCUGCUGGCCCUGGACGGUCACCUCUACGCCAUCGGGGGUGAAUGCUUGGCCACCGUGGAGCGCUACGACCCCAGGCGCGACCUCUGGGCCUUCGCUGCCGCCCUGCCCAGGGACACCUUCGCUGUGGCCCACGCGGCCGCCGCGUGCCACGGGGACAUCUUUGUCACCGGGGGCACGCUGCGCUCGCUGCUGCUGCGCUACGACGCCCGUGGGGACAGCUGGGCCACCAGCCCGGCCGUCGGUGACCAGGAGGGGACGGCCGCGCUGGUGAGCGCCCACGGGUUCCUGUACCGCUUCCAGCUGCGGCGCGGCGUGGGGGGCAGCGAGGUGGCCGUGUCGCGGUGCAGCGGCAGCGCCCGGCUGUGGUACGGCUGUGGCAGCCACCCCCUGCCCGAGCCGGCCGGGCUGUGCUGUGCCGCGCUGGGUGGUCUCAUCCACUGCCUCGGUCGUGGUUUCCACCUCCGCUUCCUGGCCGACCCCGGCGCGCCGCGCUUCGGGGCCAAGGAGCUGCGGCCCUUCCCGGAGCCCCACGGGAGCCUCCUGCCCGCGGUCCUGGUGCUGCCCGAGGGGGGCACGGAGCCGCCGCGGCCCUGAGGGUCCUCAAGGAGUGGUGGCAGCCGGAGAAGGAGCCCUCAGCACGAGUUGUGCAAUCCCAGCCUUCCUUCCAUGGACCCGACUGCUUCCCGCUGCCC
This is a messenger RNA of Taeniopygia guttata (zebra finch), 3036 nucleotides long. RefSeq names its product kelch domain containing 7A (gene KLHDC7A). Lineage: Eukaryota; Metazoa; Chordata; Aves; Passeriformes; Estrildidae. The record is from RefSeq and is a predicted model, not a curated record. Gene Ontology annotation, molecular function: protein binding.